AAAAUUUGAAAUUGAUCGCGGCAGACGUUUUUUAAAAAUGUUCUCACUCCGGCUCAGCAGUGCUUUAGUGCUAAUUUUUAUGCUGCCACAUUUGCUGGAAGGCGCACGCAUACUGGCCAUAUUUCCCUUCGCGGGUCCCUCGCAGUACAUUAAUGUGCUGCCGUAUUUGAAAGGACUCGCAGCGCGGGGUCACGAAAUAACCUCAGUCAAUGCAUUUCCCCAAAAGGAGCCAGUGAAAAACUUUCGCGACAUUCCCGUGCCAGAAGUAAUUGAAUCUUACGAAGAAUUAAUAACUGAAUUGAGUAAUGAAAUGAAUCUGUGGAAGGAAAAUAAUUUUUGUAACGCGUUCUUCAUCGGCACUACAAAGUCUGUGCUUCGUAAUGCCCAAGUGCAGCGGGAGCUACUCCAGCCUGGCAAGGAUCACUACGAUCUGAUCAUUGUUGAGGUUCUUCGCACGGAUGCGCUCUAUGGCUUUGCGGCGCAUUUCAAUGCACCACUCAUUGGCUUUUCCACCUUCGGCACAGACUGGAAUAUCGAUGAAACUGUGGGGAACACCUCUCCACUCUCCUUUACCCCGCUCCCGACGUCAGGCUUCACCGAUCACAUGACGUUCGGCGAGCGAGUACGCAAUUUUCUACAGACCUCGAUAGCCUGGCUCAAUUGGAAGCUGGUGCAUUUGCCACUGCAGGUGAAGCUUUAUGAACAGUAUUUUCCGCAUAUUGCCAAAUCAAAACCUUUGAUGGAGGUGAGCAAGAACUUCUCGCUGAUGCUGCUCAAUCAGCACUUCUCAUUGAGCUAUCCCCGUCCGCAUGUGCCGAAUAUGAUCGAAGUGGGAGGACUGCAUAUUUCACACAAGCCAGCACCACUGCCCAAGAGUAUAGAAGACUUUGUUGUGGGCGCUGGAUCGGCGGGUGUUAUUUACUUCUCCCUGGGCUCGAACAUUAAGAGCAAUAGUCUGCCAUUGGAGCGGCGCCAGAUGCUGCUUCAGGUAUUUGCCAGUUUACCUCAACGUGUAAUCUGGAAGUUUGAGGAUGAUCAGCUGGUCAACAAGCCGGCUAAUGUACUUAUUGGUAAAUGGUUUCCCCAGCCCGACAUCCUGGCACAUCCCAAUGUGAAGCUCUUCAUUACACACGCCGGCCUCCUGAGCACCACUGAGAGCAUUCACCAUGGCAAGCCGGUGCUUGGUUUGCCCUUCUUCUAUGAUCAGUUUCAGAAUGUGGAGCGUGCCAAGCGAGCAGGCUUCGGCUUGAGUCUCGAUCACAGCAAGAUGACAGCCUUAGAGCUUAAGCAGACCAUCGAGCGUCUGAUUGGGGAGCCACAAUUUACGGCAAGAGCACAGCAAAUAUCAGCUCGCUAUCACGAUAAGCCCAUGGGUCCGCAGGAGACAGCCAUCUGGUGGACGGAGUAUGUGCUGCGGCACAAGGGUGCUCCACAUAUGCGUGUGGCAGCACAGGACUUGAGCUUUAUUGCUUACCACAGUCUGGAUGUGAUUGGUUUGCUGUUGGCUGUGGCCACUUUAAUACUUGCUGCGAUCUCCUUUGUGCUGUUUAAAUUGCUCAGAUGCUUGAGAGGUCAAAGUGGAACGAGCACACAGAAAUUAAAGAAUCACUAAGCGAAACUUCGCUUGGGGAUUCAUAUUACAUAUUACAAUAUUGUUGUAAAUGAAUAGCUCAAUUUAAAUAUAAAAAUUUUAUCAGUUCGGCA
Molecule: messenger RNA, 1704 nt
Organism: Drosophila grimshawi
Lineage: Eukaryota; Metazoa; Arthropoda; Insecta; Diptera; Drosophilidae
Product: UDP-glycosyltransferase UGT5
Exons: 2
Coding region: 38-1612 (524 amino acids)
Molecular function (GO): UDP-glycosyltransferase activity
Source: RefSeq, a predicted model, not a curated record